AUAGAAAAUAUUCCAAAUGCUAUGCAAAUGCCUCAAAAAGCUAACUACUCUCAAAAAGAUUUAAUGUUGGUUGGAGCUUAUUGGGGAAUUCCUCUUCAACCCUCCAAAGACUUCAAAGAAGAAUUUAUGAAUAAUUCAACAUUAAAUCCGCCACGAUUUUUAACAGCCGUUAAAUUAAAUGCUCCAGAAUAUUUAAUAGAUGCAUCGCGCGAAUAUUGGAUGAUGGCAUGGAGUCGGCACGAGGCUUUUUAUGGAAUUGACACGAUUAUAGAGAUUUGUAAAAAGUUAAACAUCCCUGAAGAAAAAAAUUUAUUAGAAGCAACUCAAUCAACAGAUGCAAGUAAUUUGCUCAAGGAGAUAACAAACGAAGUGCUUAAAUUAGGGGCUUUUGGACUACCAUGGAUAACACUUAAAAGGAAUAUAUCUGGAAAUGAAGAGAUUUUCUCAUUUUGGGGCAGUGAUCGACUUCCUAUUAUUUGUAAUUUAUUAGGAAAGGAAUUUUAUGGACCUCUAAAAGAAGAUUUAAAUAAAAAUAUAAUUUGA
Molecule: messenger RNA, 543 nt
Organism: Meloidogyne enterolobii
Lineage: Eukaryota; Metazoa; Nematoda; Chromadorea; Rhabditida; Meloidogynidae
Source: the annotation of a GenBank genome assembly